Molecule: messenger RNA, 1911 nt
Organism: Necator americanus (New World hookworm)
Lineage: Eukaryota; Metazoa; Nematoda; Chromadorea; Rhabditida; Ancylostomatidae
Exons: 1
Coding region: 1-1911 (636 amino acids)
Molecular function (GO): catalytic activity
Source: RefSeq, a predicted model, not a curated record
AUGACGAUCUGUACUUAUAACGCACGUACGCUUGCAUCGGAAGCAGCCAUCGAAGAGCUGAUGAUGCAAGCCAAGAAGAUCAAGUACGACGUCAUCGGACUGACCGAGACGAGACGACGUCACCCUCUCAACGCCGUAUAUGAAACUGGAGAAGAACUGUUCUUAGGAACAUGCGACUGUAGAGGUGUUGGUGGAGUUCGCGUCCUCGUCAACACGAGAACGGCAAAGAACAUCGACUCUUUCGAACAACUUACGACCCGAAUCGGACGUCUGCGGAUAAGAAGAUGUGGUCCAAUACCAGCUUUGACUAUCUUCGUCGCUUACGCUCCAACAUCAAGCUACGAAGAACAAGAAAUCGAAGCUUUCUAUAUGGACGUAGAGAAGCUCUACAGAGAAGAUCAUACUUUCUAUAAGGCCGUAAUUGGUGAUUUCAACGCCAAAGUUGGCCCCAGAAGAACGCCUGGAGAAUUUCACACCGGAACACAUGACCUUCAGUGGGAUGAGCAGGGAGAGAGGCUUUCAGAGUUCAUCAUGACGAAUAAGACCAUCCAUGGGAACUCGCAAUUCCAGAAGCCCUCCUCUCUACGUUGGACGUGGGAGUCACCCGGUGGAGGGUACCGUAAUGAAAUAGACCACAUCAUUGUCAAUAAAAGGUUCUGCCUGACGGACGUCGCUGUUGUACCAAAGUUCAAUACGGGAUCGGACCAUCGCCUCCUUCGAGGCAGAUUUUCCUUCACAAGGAGAGCAGAGAAAGCCGCCAAGUUCAGAGGGAGAAAUCCCAGGACUAUCAUCAACUGGGAUCUCUUCGCUACGUUAGCCGGCUUUUGGGAAGAUUCUGCAAUGGACAACAUCGACGAGGAAUGUGACCGGCUCGUUGAACACCUUCACGACUGUGCGAAGAAGGCUGAGAGUUUUAAAACCACCAAGAGACGCCUGUCUCUUGAAGCUCUUGAGCUGAUACGCCAGCGUGGAGCAGCACGAACCGCAGGGAACCAAGCACUCACGUACGAGCUCGCAAGGCUUUGCAGAGAGGCGAUAAAGGAAGACCUUAAAGAGAGAAGAGCAGAAGUGCUGGCUGAAGCUGCAGAGGCGGGGAAAAGCGUCCGCUAUGCCCGUCGGGACUUCGCCAGUCACAAGACGAGGAUGACUGCUCUCCGGAACCCAAAGGGAACAGCCAUUGCGUCGAGAAGGGGGAUGGAGAAAAUCAUCUACGACUUCUACUCUGAUCUCUUCGACAGCCAUGUCCACUUGCCUCCUCACCGCCUGAGGGAAGAUGGACAAGUCAUUCCAGAGGUUCUCCCGUCCGAAAUACGACAUGCUAUCAUGUCGGUAAGAAAUCGUACGGCACCCGGUCCCGACAGAAUAAGACCAGAACACCUGAAGAGCCUUCCGCCAGUACUCACCAACACCCUGGCGAGGCUCUUUACACGUUAUCUGUCGGAAUGCAAGGUUCCUAAACAGUGGAAGACCAACAAGACCGUGUUGUUGUAUAAAAAAGGAGAUCCACAUGACAUCGGCAACUAUCGUCCAAUCUGCCUACUGUCCGUCAUCUAUAAGCUCUUUACAAGAGUGGUCCUUAAUAGGAUUGAAAAAGUCCUGGAUGAAGGACAGCCAUGCGAGCAAGCAGGGUUUCGAAAAGGAUUCAGCACGAUUGACCACAUUCACACUGUUUCGAAACUCAUCGAGGUAUCACGAGAGUACAAGAUGCUGCUCUGUCUCACCUUCAUCGACUUGAAGAAGGCCUUUGAUUUAAUUGAGACGGAAGCGGUCGUGGAAGCCUUGGACAACCAAGGCGUCCCUACUCAGUACAUAAAGGUACUUCGAGAGUUGUACAGUAACUUCGCGACCGGAAUUUCGCCAUUCUACAAGAACAUCAUCAUUGACGUGAAGAGGGAGGGUCCGACAGGGUGA